AAGGCCUAAACACCCAUUGGGUACCAUGGGGCUUUAGGGGGGCCACACAGACUCUGGCGAGUGAACACGUGUGCAUGCAACAUGCACACAUUCUGGCUCCGCCUACGAGAUCCGCCGGGUCGUACCUCCGCGUUCGACAGUCAGAGACCGUCUACCACCAACGGAUAAUCACAACAUCCAUAGCCAAGAGAAAAAUUUCUCCUGGGACGGGACUGGAACCCGCACAGCGCACGGACUACUGCGGCCACCGCUGCUGCCCAUAUGCCAACCAAGGUUUGCGUAUAUGAUUUUUGA
Messenger RNA from Acanthoscelides obtectus, 294 nucleotides. The record is from the annotation of a GenBank genome assembly. Lineage: Eukaryota; Metazoa; Arthropoda; Insecta; Coleoptera; Chrysomelidae.